UUGUCAUCUUCCGCUAUUCAUCUUUGCGCCUCAAAAGGCUUAUCUCUCUCUCUCUCAGGGUUUCCCGACUCCAGCUGCUCGACGGCCGCCCAAUCCCCCGUCCUCCGACUCCGGUCGGCACCGGAAGCCUCUUCCGGUCCCGAACCCUUCCGGUAACUCGCGGCAUAACUUUCGGUUGUCAUCUCAAGAAGAUCUUUCCUACGAUGUGAAUGGUUGGCCAUAAUUUGGAACAUGAAGAGCAUAAAUUUUGGUGGAGGACUCAGUAUUUCUUCAGUAUUCUUCACCUAUGGCUUGCAUUACUUACAAACUCCACGUCCAUCCAAGUUGUCGACUAUUCAUAUUGCUAUCUUGAGGAAUGCACCUCAUGCAUUGAUGGCUUUUUGUUCCAAUCCAAAAGAUCUUCAUGGGGGAACUUUGCAACUAAUGUUUGAUGGAUCACCAUCUGGAAUCAGUUCUUCAUUCUUGGAUUUAGGUUUCGUGACCGAGCAGUGUGAGCAUAAGAAUAUCACACGAAAUGAAAUUCAGUUUCAUGAAUUUGAUGGUGAGCAAUCUGAGAAAACUGAUGGUGCUUGUAAAAGUGCUCAAGAGGUUUCUGACAGGGAAAUCCAGAGAAGGCAAAAGAUUGGAGCAGCAAACAGAGGCAAGAUACCUUGGAACAAAGGAAGGAAACAUAGUGAAGAGACUCGAGAGCGCAUCAAGAAAAGAACUAUAGAGGCCUUAAGUGAUCCCAAGGUCAGGAAGAAGAUGUCUGAAAGUCCUCGUUCGCAUAGUGAUCAGAGUAAGUCUAAAAUAAGUGCUUCUCUGACAAAGAUUUGGGAAGAACGUCUGAAACAGAAAAGGCUGCAAGAGAAAUGCUAUUUGUUUUGGGCCAGAACUAUUGCGGAGGCAGCAAAAAUAGGCAGUCUUGAUCAAGAGAAAUUGGAGUGGGACAGCUAUGAGAAAAUGAAGGCUGAUAUGGUAUCUGAACAAAUAAAAUUAAAAGAAGAAAAAGCAAGGGCCAAAGAAAUUGCAAAGCUAAGAGCAGAAAGUGUUGCAAAAGAUAAGGCCGAAAAAGUUGCAAAGCUUGCUGAGCAGAGGAAAUUACAGAAGGAGAAGGCUAAGGCUAGAAAGUUAGAGGCAUUGUCUCGGAAAAAAUCUGUUGAUGAGAGAAAGAAGACAGAGCUGUCUAAGGGUUUAAAACUUAAGGCAAUAUUGACUAAGUUCCACCAUCGUAAGAGACAGUUGGAGACUCUUCAAACAGAGAUAGUAGCUAAACCUGGGCCAGACUUGACAUUGGAUAUAGAACUGGUUAAGAAUGAGAGAAUGCAAAGAAGAAUCUCACUUGCUGAUCAAAUUAAAGCUGUUAAGAACAAAAAAGCAGAAUUUGCUGUACAAAGAGUUCGAGCAAAUGCAUUGUUGGAUUCUGCAUAUGAACAAAGAGCAGGAGAUCAUUGAUUUCAUGGCAUUUACUGAACACACAAAGAGCGACACAUUAUAUGGGAUGCAGUAGGGCAGAUCAUGAUGUUGGUCAAAGAUCCUACUAGACGACAAAGAAGAUCUUGCUACCAGUGUAAUAUUCUGCAAGGAAAUGGGAUAAAGACUCAAAAGGUCAUUUUUCGGCAGAUGAGAAGCUUGACUUUCUAGAGAUUGUAGAAAGACUUGGGUGGCCUCCUGCUCUAUGAUUUCCUUUUGUUCGCGAAACAGCAAUGUAAUCCUUUGGAUCACAAGUUGUUCAAAUUCUUUUCAGAGGUGCAAUAUUUCUUAUUCGUAGGAAGGAGAAUGUUGGAACAAGGAGAGGCUUUACCGUGCAAGCUAGGAAGGACUGAACAGGAUUGUAGUGGAGGUCGAUGCAGAGAAUUCCAAAUCCUGAACAAAAGAUGACUCCACCAUAGCGAUGCUAAAUCUAAUUAGGGAUAUGAUGUACAUGUUGGGAUAUAUAUACCAACUGGUUUGUAGAUUUUGUUAGAACUUCAGCAAACAAAAAGGGGAAAACAAUGGCUUAGGCUAUUCAUCUCUCCUAGGUUUGGAAGAUGCAGAAGUUCUUUUGGAAAACAAAAAGAGUUACCGUCACAUCACACCAACUUGUUCAAAAUUAUAUAAGAAUCUUAAUGUUUGUACAUCUAUCCAUGCAGAUGAUGUAGCAAUAAUGCCGAAUAUUCUUGAGUUUGCUGC
Musa acuminata AAA Group (dessert banana) is the source of this 2151-nucleotide messenger RNA. RefSeq lists its product as uncharacterized. The coding region runs from base 232 to 1434 and encodes 400 amino acids. Gene Ontology annotation, molecular function: DNA binding. The record is from RefSeq and is a predicted model, not a curated record. NCBI's taxonomy places the organism in Eukaryota, Viridiplantae, Streptophyta, Magnoliopsida, Zingiberales, Musaceae. The transcript is spliced from 9 exons.